GGCCUCCCGUUCUUGGGUAGCCUCUUACAAAUUGGUCCUAAACCACACAGAUCACUUGCAAAACUAGCCAAAGAAUAUGGCCCUCUGUUCACAAUACGACUAGGCAGUAUCACAGAUAUUGUGGUAUCUUCAUCCGAAAUGGCUAGAGAAGUCUUGCAAACACAUGAUGCUGAGUUCUCUGGAAGGUCAAUUCCAGAUGCUGUCGUUGGAGGACAACAAAACUAUGAUGUUUCAGUGGCAUGGAUAUCUGCUCAAGAUCAAUGGCGAACUAUACGAAGGGUCUUGAACAUCUACUUCACAAAUACCAAGAAAGUAGAGAUGUUAGAAGUGCUUAGGCUAAAAGUUGUGACACAAAUGGUUGACCAUAUCAAGGAGAUUAGUCGAAGAGGGCAAGCUGUGGAUAUUGGAAAGCUGGCCUUUACAACGGCUUUAAAUCAGAUGUCAAACACUUGUUUUUCAGAGGAUGUGGCUGGUUUUGAUUCUGAUCAAGAUGAUAAUGGAUUUUAUAAAGGGGUCAAGACCAUCAUGAAGGUUGUUGGGAAGAUAAAUUGUGCAGACUAUUUUCCUUGGCUAAAAACAUUUGAUCCUCAAGGCAUAAGGAAAGAAGCUUGGGGUGCCUAUGGCUGGCUUGAUCAAGUCUGUGAAAAAUUCAUCAAUCAGCGGUUAAGACACAGAGAAUCCAAACUUCCACCCUAUGGGGACCUCUUAGAUUCCUUUCUUGAUUUCCAACAACAAAAUCCAGACGAUUUCAACAUCAUGCACAUCAAAGCCCUCUUAACGGAUUUGUUCAUUGCUGGAACUGACAACAUUUCAAGUACAAUAGGAUGGGCAAUGUCUGAGCUUGUACUCCAUCCAGAUGUAAUGCAUAAAGUACGCGGAGAAAUCAGUGAAAGAAUCAAAGGGAAAGAAAGACUAGAAGAAGCUGAAACCCUUGAAUUACACUACCUGCAAUCUGUUUUAAAAGAAACAAUGAGGCUUCACCUAACAGUGCCUCUUCUUCUGCCCCAUAAAUCUGAGACCGAUGUAAAGCUGAAUGGCUAUAUGAUUCCCAAAAAUACCCGAGUAAUAAUCAAUGCUUGGGCCAUUGCCCAUGACACAAAUUCUUGGGAAAAUCCUGACCACUUUAAACCAGAGAGGUUCAUAGGCUCUGAAAUUGACUACAAAGGCCAGCAUUUUAGUUUUCUACCGUUUGGUUCUGGACGUCGUAUGUGCUCUGGCAUUCGCUUGGCUGAGAGGGCCAUGAGCUUGAUAUUAGUGUCACUUGUUGCACACUUUGAUUGGAAGCUUCCCAAUAACAUGUUGCCUGAGGAAUUGGACAUGGAUGAUACUUUUGGCGUCACUGCGCAGAGGGCUACACCGCUGCUUCUUAUCCCAACACCUGCAAGUAACUAGCAAUUUAUUACCGCGUGCUUUGCAGAACAGAUGCUUUCAUUGCAGAACAGUGUGCUCUUCGUAUUCGACAUGUUAAUCUCUUUUAGCAUAUGUUUAAGUAAUGUGUGCAUGAACUGAACGCGACAGAUCAAUAAUACUAAGUAAUUUAUCCGUGUCUAAUCAAUCUUGUGCUGGAUUAAUUGAUAACAUAUAAU
This is a messenger RNA of Daucus carota subsp. sativus, 1586 nucleotides long. Its product is annotated as cytochrome P450 76T24. The coding region runs from base 139 to 1392 and encodes 417 amino acids. NCBI's taxonomy places the organism in Eukaryota, Viridiplantae, Streptophyta, Magnoliopsida, Apiales, Apiaceae. The record is from RefSeq and is a predicted model, not a curated record. The transcript has 2 exons. Gene Ontology annotation, molecular function: oxidoreductase activity, acting on paired donors, with incorporation or reduction of molecular oxygen; heme binding; monooxygenase activity.